Molecule: messenger RNA, 3219 nt
Organism: Rhagoletis pomonella (apple maggot)
Lineage: Eukaryota; Metazoa; Arthropoda; Insecta; Diptera; Tephritidae
Product: beta-1,4-glucuronyltransferase 1
Source: RefSeq, a predicted model, not a curated record
UUCUUUUUAGUUUUUUGUUACAGUUUUUGUUGUUGUUGUUGCAGCAAGGAUAGACGUGCGUUCGUGUGUUGUGCUCAUAUGCGCCACACAUUCCGGAAAGGUAGAAAGAAAAACAAGAACAAGGUGCGGCAAGGCAAAAGUAUCAUAAUAAAUGCAAAUCAGCUGUUUCUGCGCGACCAAUGCUGGCCAGUGCAGCUGAGGAGCAACAAAAAAAAAAAAUUUUAUUAAUAAAUUGGCGAACAGUCAAGUGUUAAGUGUGUGUGCAUUUUUUCAAGCAAAAUAUGUAUUGAUGUUUUUUGAAUAGCUAUAUCUACGAAAAGAAAAUACAAAGAUCGAAAAAAUCACCAAAAAAUUAAUUACAUAUAUAUCUAAAGCUAUAUAUUUUUAUUUAUAAAUCUGUCAUAUAAAAAAUUGUUAGAAAAACUAAGGAAGCAGUGUGUCUUCUACGUUGUUGUGUAUUUUAUACAAGCCCAAACGCUGAAUUAGAGCACAAACCAAAGGCGGAGAAUAAAAAAAAAAAAAAACAGCCAGUGUGGAAAAGAAAAAGUGAAAAAAAAACGGUAGUGUGCCCACAAAUCGUAGGCGAAUGAAUGAAUGACUGAAUGUGCGCUGAAUUCGCCCUACAAUACAUAUAAUACACGUCGUAAGAAGAAAGCUAAACAAUAAUAAUAAAAAGUGACCGCAAACCAAUGUUUUACAUAUGAGUUGCAAGUGCAUACAUUGUAGUUGAUAGCGUUUCGUUUGGUUUUUUUUUUCACUAAAAAAAAGUUCAGUAGUUGUGCUGACAAGCAGCUCAACAUGUUGUCGCUAUUGUUGUUUACUUAAAUAUUAACAAAUGUAAAACAAGAAAAUAAAUAUUUAUUAUAAAUAUGCAUAUAUUUAUAUAACCGACGGUCACAAGUGGAAAUUGUAUAUACGUACAUAAGUACAUACCUACUUAUGCACGUACAUAAGUUUAAUUAAUAACGCAAUUGUUCAUGCAGUAAUUUUUAAAAUUACAAAAUAUUCUUACUUGAGUGUGAAAAAAUAUUUAAGCAAGUAGUGAACUGAAUUCAGUUUUAUUCGUAUCUUCUGCGACUUCGAUUUGUUUGGCCGAAAAAGUGGAUGCAAAUGAAUAUUUGACAGCGAAUCGCUUUUAUGUAAGCGAAUAGUACGAGCCCUAGACAGAGGAUACAAUAUUCUAAUAAAUUUGCCUAUUUAAUUGGAAAAAUUAUUGAAGCACAAUAUUUACGUAUGGAGCAAUGUACUAAGCAGCUAAAAUAAGAGUGCGUGAAAAAUUACAACUACGAGUCACUGUGGGCCAUAAAGGAAUGAAAAGUACAAGUCAUAUGAGGUGUACUUUGUAGUUAAUGCUCUCACCCAAUAUAAUUCUGCCGUCGAAGACUAGUGUUGGGAAGCCUCUUCCCCAUUCUUCGAAGAGACGAUUGCAAGCUUUUCAACACCUGCUUCCUUCCAGAAACAACGUAACUUCUAGUCCUCCACUGCCGUACCUAAAAUCCAAAUGGUGCGUUUCGAACCUUUAGGCCAGAAAAUGUUCACGCGGCGCAAUUGGCUGCUCCGAUGUAGCAUACUCAUCAAUAUUGUUGUCAUCCUAUACAUAUGCAGUCAUGUCAUGAUUGGCAAUGGCAGCGGUUUUACUGGCAGUAAUACAUUUUUUAUACAGGAGCGAGGAUUAGAUCCAACGCAAUUAGCGAAUAGCGACCAACUUGUCGCAGACAAGCUGCAGCCACCUCCGCCCCCUCCACUCAUAUCCAAUGACCUGCAAGCGCCGCCGCCGUGGGCCAACGUUUCUGGUGGUACUGCGUCGGUACCUGCUGCUCCUGGGGAUAUUGCCGCACCACUUGCACAAAAUCACACAGCUGGCGCCGCAGACUCGCCGGCUGUGCCGGCGGUAGUAGGGAAUAAUGGCGCUGCUGCCGCUGUCAGUGGGACUGCCGAGUCAGCUGGGUUUGUAAAUGCUACCGCUAACGAUGCCUAUAUUGUUACCGGUGAUGAAAAAGACUUAUAUGAACGGCUGGAAACACUUUUAAACUGUUACGAACGUGACUACAAACCGGAGAUUUUACAGCGCGGUGACUUCUGGGUGCUCAAAAAUUACGUGCGCGCCGAUCAUGGCGCGAUGAAGUGUACCGAAUCAAUUACGUAUACAACGCAUGCGGAUUACACGUUUUUAGAUAAUCUCAUACCACUGUUGGAGCGUUGGAAUGCGCCCGUUAGCAUUGCCAUGCACACACCUGGUACUGAUUAUCAGCCAACUAUUGAUGCCAUUAAGUACUUGCGUAAUUGUCUGCCUGGGAGUCACUUAGUACGCGGUCUGACCACAUUUCAUCUCUACUUUAGCACAAAACACAUACCCAAGCAGGUAGUGAAGCAAUCGGAAGUGCUGAAGACGCCCUACAACUGCACGCUGCCACCACCCUAUUUCAAUGUUAGCUCCGGGCAUUUAUAUAAGUCACAAAAGAAGCUAUUGUAUCCAGUGAAUGUUGGUCGAAAUAUAGCGCGCGAUGCUGCCUUAACGCACUUUAUACUAGCAUCGGAUAUUGAGUUGUAUCCAAAUCCAGGGCUAGUGAAAAAAUUCCUGGAGAUGAUUGCACGGAAUGAAGCGUAUCUGCAACGCAAAGCGCCAAGAGUCUUUCCGCUCUCCAUUUUUGAGGUGGAAGCCAAUGUGACCGUGCCACGCGACAAAACCGAAUUGCAGGAGUACUUGCGCAGUGGCAAAGCGAUACCUUUUCAUAAGCGUGUCUGUGCCAGUUGUCAUGGCGUGCCACAGUCCAAAGAAUGGAUGGCCGCCAACGAAACGGAGGAACUUAGUGUCUUCCAUAUAGGCAAGCGUACUGGAUAUUUCCGGCAUUGGGAACCUAUCUACAUUGGUACGCAUGCGGACCCUCACUAUGAUGAACGACUGAGUUGGGAGGGUAAAAGUGAUAAAAUGACGCAGGGCUAUGCGCUCUGCGUACUAGACUACGAAUUCCAUAUUUUAGAUAAUGCCUUCCUUGUGCACAAACCAGGCAUCAAAAUACUACAAAAAGAUAAUCGACGUGCCAUGUUGGCGGGUAAAACGAAUCAACUUAUACGCAAAAUCAUUUAUCCGGAAUUGAAGAUAAUGUAUGGUGUGCGACAGGGAUGCAUCGUAUAGUAACUAAUAAAUUGGCAAAAAAGUUGAAAAACUUUUUUAGGCUCUAAUAAGAAUGGAAUUAAAAGACUACUACUACAAUUCAA